Mytilus trossulus (common blue mussel) is the source of this 2197-nucleotide messenger RNA. RefSeq names its product stromal cell-derived factor 2-like. The record is from RefSeq and is a predicted model, not a curated record. Bases 51 to 713 code for a protein of 220 amino acids. NCBI's taxonomy places the organism in Eukaryota, Metazoa, Mollusca, Bivalvia, Mytilida, Mytilidae. The transcript has 6 exons.
UCCAGUUUUUCCUCUCUGGAGUUUUCAUAGACGUAGACGUUACUGACACCAUGGCGUUCAUAUCCAGUGAAAUAAUUUCAUGUAUCUUACUGUCUUUUCUCAUUUCAUUGAUAGAAGGAAGAUUUGAUUACCAUUAUGUGACUUGUGGAUCAACAUUAAAACUCUUCAAUCCAUACCACAAUAUACGGCUACAUUCUCAUGAUGUCAAGUAUGGGUCAGGCAGUGGUCAACAGUCUGUAACAGGUGUAGAAUCUUCAGAUGAUCACAAUAGUUACUGGCAAGUUAUAGGCAAGACCGGCAAACAAUGUGAAAGAGGUCAGCCAAUCAAAUGUGGACAGACCAUUAGAUUGUUACAUCUGAAUACCAACAGGAAUUUACACAGUCACCAUUUCCAGUCACCAUUGUCCAGAAAUUUAGAAGUAACAGCCUUUGGAGAAAAUGGAGUAGGAGAUGAAGGUGAUCACUGGGUCAUUAUAUGUUCUGGUAAUUACUGGGACAGAAACCAAAAAGUCAGGAUUAAAAAUGUAGUCACAGAAAACUAUUUACAUGUAACCGGUGACACAUUUGGUCGACCAAUCCACGGACAGAAAGAGAUUUGUGCCUACCCCUCGCCAAGUGAACUUAAUUAUUGGCAGGCUGCCGAGGGAAUCUUUAUCAAGCCGACAGAAUCUGCAGUCCCAACAGUCAGAACACCUGGACAUGAUGAAUUCUGAUUUCACCUUUAUUAGAUGACUUUAUCAAUUUAUUAUUUUUGGUUACUGCAAAUUCAGAUAUUAUUGUGAUGUUUUUAUCGAUAGAAAAAAUGCAUAAUGAUAAAAUCUAACAGUCUGAACGUCAGAAGUAAUUUUCCUUCUUACAAGUUUUGCAAUUGCAUUUAUAAGAUCUCACACUUUUUAGUAGUUAUAUGUGAUUAGUAAUUAUAAAUGCACACAUUAAUUUCUGAGUUUACAGUAUUUUUAAGGUUUUGUGGAUACUUUAAAUUCAAAAGUCUCAGAUUUUUACUUGAUGUUCAUUCCAAUCUUCAUUUAAUAUUUACUGUAUUAAAGUUUCAUUGCUUCUUCUCAUAUUUCCUGAAUGUUUGGUCCUGUUAAAAAAGUAAUAUCCCCCACAUGGCUUUUGUCAACUGACCUGCAAAGAAGCAGUGGUCAGUUGAAUGUUGGUCAGACAGAUUUACAUGACUUUCUCAAAAGGUCAAAUAGCAAGAAUGGAAUAAAAAAAAUAUGUAGAAAAUUUACAGAGAGAACUGACAUUUUAACUUCAUGUUAUAGAUGUACUAGAAAAAUUUGAUUAAGGGGAUGUAACUCAUGUAAAAAGUGUGAAUGGUUGUAUAAUUGGAGCCAAGUACAUUGCAUUUGAACAAUAUGGGUACAACUUCAGGCCCAUAGCCAGGAAUUUCCAAAGGGGGGUUCGUUGGACUCACAAACUUGACUUUAACAGUCACAAUUCGAACAGAACAUUGACUUUAACAGUGCUUAUUUGUUUUCAAGGGGGGGGAGGGGGGGGGGGUUGUCCAAACCACCCGAACCCCCCUGGCUACAGGUAUGAACUUUUUAAUACUUGUUUGAUUAAACUUUAUAAUUUUGAUAAAUUAUGUUUCUUUAAUUUUAAAACUUUGGUACAAACUUUGCAUAUGAGCUCUAUUGGAUAGAAAUUGACCUUUUAUCCCCCAAAAAAAGUACUAGUAAUGGCAAAAUUGUGAAAAUAUAAUGCUCCUGAACAUUAGUUGAUUUACAAUAUUUCAUACUGCAAUGUGUUGUCUUGCUUGUCUAAUUACCAGAGAGGGAUAUUAUAUUUGUAUGGGAUAUAUUUGUAUUUGAAUGUUUUUUUACCAUAUUUUUUAAUGUAAAUCAUAUGCUUAACAUGUUGUAGUGCAAAAUCAAAUGUGGGAAUUCUUAGAAUCUAUUGUCAGAUUAAAACAUGAUUGAAUCUAUAAAUGAAUGGACAUAUAAUGUUGUAUUGUUUGUUAGAGUUUCAAUUGAAGAAAACCAUUCGUGAAACAAAAAAAUGUUUCAAUUUUACUGUCUAAAAUUUGGUAGUAUUUUUUUAGAAUAUAAAUACUCUGUCAUGUUUUUGUUAAGAGAAUUCUUUUGAACAAGUUCAAAUGAGGGUAUGAAUGAAUAGGUUAUUGUGUGUCAGAUUGUAUGUGUCUUACUUAUAAAUUAUACUAAUAAUUUAAAUAAACUAUUUUAUAUAUAAA